AUGGCUUCUGCAACAUCUUUCCGUGACAUUAUUGGCGUCACACCGUCCACGGCUUCGCCAAGCGACAGCACGCUCGUUAUUAUUGACGCGCAGAACGAGUAUGCCGAGGGCAAGCUCAAAGUGUCCAACGUUGACUCCUCACGGAAAGCCAUCGCAGACCUGCUGAAGAAGUACCGCGAUGCAAAAGGGAGCAUCGUCCAUGUCGUGCACGCUACUCCGGAUGGAGCUCCCGUCUUCACACCCAAGACCAGCCUGGCCCAGGAGUUUGAGGAACUCACCCCAAAGGAUGGCGAGAAGGUGAUCCAGAAACAAUACCCGGGCUCAUUUGCGGGCACAGACUUGCAGGACCACCUGGAGAAGGUGGGGAGCAAGAAAGUCGUGCUCACUGGGUAUAUGGCACAUGUGUGUGUAUCAACAACUGCUCGACAGGCCUCUCAGCGGGGAUAUGAUGUGCUGAUCGCCGAAGAUGCCGUGGGUGACAGAGAUAUUCCUGGUGUGGCUGCCGAGCAGCUAACCAAAGUUGCUUUGAGUGAGAUUGCGGAUGCGUUCGGCACUGUCAUCCAGAGUAAGGAUAUCAAAUAG
Molecule: messenger RNA, 582 nt
Organism: Neoarthrinium moseri
Lineage: Eukaryota; Fungi; Ascomycota; Sordariomycetes; Amphisphaeriales; Apiosporaceae
Exons: 2
Coding region: 1-582 (193 amino acids)
Source: RefSeq, a predicted model, not a curated record